CGCUUUCCUUGCCUUGGGCCAGGCUGCCCUGAACUUUCUCCCUCCGCACUUUACCGCCCCUCACCCUUUUCCUCAGAAAGUUGGGAGUGCCUGGGAGAAAAGGAGCGGAGCCUCUGGCAUGCUUGGUGUAGGAGUGCCUUAGGAACACGGACAGCUCACCUGCUGCCAAAGGUUAUUUUGGGAACUAGGGGCCUGAGGAACGCAGAAGGGAGCGAGUGUGCCGCUCCGCUCCUGGCUUCCUAGGAUGCUGUUGAAGAGCUCUGAUGUCUUUGCUACGCUGACAGCCUGCUACCUGCUCGCCCUUCUUGGGACUCCAGGUCUUGGCAAUGAAGAAAUCCUGAUGAAGCCGGAACUGAGCAUUCGGGGAGAUCAAUUGGUGAUACAGGCUGGUGGAACCUUUGACAUUACCUGCAGAGGAUUGGCUGCCAUGACCUGGACCUGGGGCAGUGAGCCUGCAGGAAGCCGGGCCCGUACUUUAGAGCAUCCUUGCUCUGAUAAUCCCCUUGUCACUUGCAAUCGGCUCACCAUUUUGCACACAGAAGCUGGUGACACUGGUUACUUCACAUGUAGCUACAAGGACACGGAUGACACAGAGGAUCUUAAUGACAAGGCCAGCGUAUAUGUGUAUGUCAAAGAUGACAGCCAGAUCUUUGUGCAAACCUACUACGAUACACCAUUGGUGAUCACUGUGUUUACUGGGACCCAAGACGUGGUUGUACCAUGUCGUGUCACUUCUCCUGAUAUUGAUGUCAAGCUUCAGUUGUUGCAUCCUGCCACAUUCACCUAUGCAGGCUUGAACUGGGAUCCCAGAAAAGGCUUCACUGUGAGCCGCCCCUCUUACCACUUCUUUAGUACUAUUCUCCAGUGCAUUGCUGAAGUCAACGGGAAGAUCCACAGGUCGCUCUAUCUCCCACAGCAUUUGGAAACCAAGAGAGAAAAUAUUUCUAUUAGAUACAACCAUCAGAAACUUCUCCUGGGAGACACCCUUUUCCUACAGUGUGUUGCAGAAACCACAUUCAACGGACGAAUCAAACUGGAUUGGAUAUUCAACCGGAGAGAUUCCAAGAUAACACCUAAAUGUUGUGAAAUUAAAAGGAACUUAGACCGAGGAUCCCCCGUGUACAAAAGCUAUAGCAACUUGACCAUUUGGAAUGUAACUAUGGAAGAUAAGGGUUUGUACAUUUGUGCAGAAGAAAACAACACUGCUCUGCAAGCCAAUGUGACUAUCACAGUGUACAAGAAAGCAUUUCUCAAUGUGAGCUAUAAAAGAAGCCGUGUUUAUGAGGUGACAGCUGGGCAAAGUAUGCUCAAAAUAGGAAUAAGGGUGGAUGCUUUUCCUCGCCCCAAUGUGACUUGGUUCAAAGAUGGGAAACCACUCCUUAUAAACCAAACGUUACAACCUGAUCCUCUUAAGUACAAGCUGACAAUCCUGGAAGUGAAUGCAAAGCAUGCUGGUAACUACACUUUUGCCCUGAGCAAUACUAAACAUGGUUUAUACAAGAACAUCACAAUACAACUGAUUGUCAAUGAAAAACCUAAAAUAUAUGAGAAGGAAACAGAUUUGAAGAGCAUCCAACCAGUGUUCCUUGGCAGUGAGAACACCCUUCGUUGUACUGCAAGUGGUGUCCCUACUCCCUCCUUUUUGUGGGCCUGGGAGCCCUGCAGUCAGAUGGAUGAAAUGUGUUUGGAACGGGGCAAACGUGUGCUGCUUGCCAGUGAGACUAUGAAAAGUGACCUCUAUGUAGGCAACAAGAUUUUUUCCAUUGAGGAAAAUGUAUUGCCACAUGGAGAAAAGACCAAGAUCGUGAGCAAACUGUCUAUACUGACCAGCAAUGUUUCUGGUAUAUACUACUGCAUAGCUGUAAACAAGGCUGGAAUCGAUGAGCGAAGCAUUCACUUCUAUGUCUCAGACGUGGCUGAUUUCCUGGAGUCUGAACCUCUAGUCUCAAUGAUUGAAGGUUAUGAUGCUCGGCUCAAAUGUAAAGCGGCUAAAUAUAUCUACAAUCAGCUUGCUUGGUUCAAUCCCUUUGGGGAGAAGAUUCCUGUUAUACACACUGAAAGCUUCAAAAAUAACUUCUCGAUCUCCUUGACGCUGGUGAUUAAGAAUGUGAGCAAGCAGGAUACUGGGCAGUACAAAUGCAAAGCUUGGGCCCAGAAGAACAUCACCGGAAUGACAGAGCGCAAUACUCAGCUAUUAAUUAGAGAAAAAAUUGCUCCAUUCAUUAUUGAGAAUCUCACCAAUAUUGAAGUCAACAGGAGUGGCAAGAUUUUGCUGGAGUGCAGAGUGGGUGGGAUCCCAUGCCCUCAGAUUCACUGGUUUAAAAAUGGAGUUCCUCUUCUCCCUGCUUCAGGAAUCUUCUUUGAGAACAGCACCCUCGUUGUUGAGAGAGCUAAGAAAGAUGAUGAGGGACUGUAUCUCUGCAAAGCUGUCAAUGAGUUGGGAGAAAUCAGUACUGCAGCUCUUAUCACCGUGGAGGGGUCUGAAGAGAAAUCCAAUAUUGAAGUCAUCAUUCUUGUUUGUACUGGCCUUGCAGCUACUCUUUUCUGGCUUCUUCUGACCCUGAUUAUUAGAAAACUUCAAAAACCAAAUAUGUCAGAAAUCAAAACUGGCUACUUAUCCAUCAUCAUGGAUCCUGAAGAGAUGCCUCUUGAUCAACAGUGUGACAGACUUCCCUAUGAUGACAGUAAAUGGGAAUUCCCCAGGGAUCGACUACGGCUAGGGAAAAUUUUGGGUCAUGGAGCCUUUGGCAAAGUGGUAGAGGCUUGUGCCUUUGGCAUUGACAGAGCUUCAACUUGUAAAACAGUGGCCGUGAAAAUGCUGAAAGCAGAUUGUGCAACUUCCAAUGAAUGUAAAGCUUUGAUGUCAGAGCUGAAGAUUCUCAUUCACAUUGGCCACCACCUCAAUGUGGUCAACUUGCUGGGAGCCUGUACUAAACCUGGAGGUCCUUUGAUGAUCAUUGUAGAAUUCUGCAAGUAUGGAAACCUGGCCAAUUUCCUAAGAGGAAAGAGAGGAGACUUUAUUGCUUCCAAGGCUCAGCUCAAUAUAGAAAAGAAGAUGAAGACCAUUCAUGACUCUGACAACGAACUCUCUCAACUAACUAAGCACCGUCUGCAGAGUGUGGCCAGCACAGAAAGUUCCACCAGCUCUGGUUUUAUUGAGGACAAGAGCUACAGUGAUUCUGAUGAGGAGGAAGAAAGUAAUCGUCGCCUUCUUGGAAGAGUAGACCUGGAUGAUCUCUACAAGCAUCCCCUCACUCUGGAGGACCUCAUCUGCUAUAGCUUCCAAGUAGCCAAGGGCAUGGAAUUCCUAGCUUCCAGAAAAUGCAUUCAUCGAGACUUGGCUGCCCGGAACAUCCUUCUAACUGAUAACAAUGUUGUGAAGAUUUGUGAUUUUGGUUUGGCUAGAGACAUCUACAAAGAUCCUGACUAUGUCUGGAAAGGAGAUGCUAGACUGCCACUUAAGUGGAUGGCACCAGAAGCAAUUUUUGACAAGGUUUAUACCACCCAGAGUGAUGUGUGGUCUUUUGGAGUCUUGCUUUGGGAAAUAUUCUCUCUAGGUGCCUCGCCAUACCCAGGAGUACAAAUAGAUGAAGACUUCUGCCGUCGACUUAAGGAAGGAACACGAAUGAGAUCCCCUGAAUAUUCCACUCCUGAAAUCUACCAGACCAUGCUUGACUGCUGGCACAGUGUGUGUACCCUAAGACCCAAUUUCUCUGACCUGGUUGGGCGACUUGGAGAUCUCCUUCAGGCCAGUGUUCAACAGGAUGGCAAAGACUACAUCCCCCUCAGUGGCACUGAUGGAAUGCCCACCUUUAUGAAUCUGGAUCCAGUACAAGAGACCAUGAGCAAUGAUACCACCUUGGAAGACAGCACUGAGUCCCAGAAGGAUCCACUGAUUGGAUUGCUUGGUGAGAUGCAGGUGACAAAGAAACAGGAUGAAGCUGCUGUUGUGAGCAUUGCAGGAGACUAUGCCACUGUUCUGAACUGGGAUAAGAUCAGAAGACAGAAGUGCCUGGAAAUCCAUUCCUGGCCACAUGGAAUCAUGGCCUUAGGACCAAGAGAUGUCAGCAGGAGCAAGGAAUCCUUUGUGAUGGAGGCCGAUUUGGAGCUUGUGAAAUACCAUUCAGCCCCUGUUCUUGAAGAGGAAGGUCAAUUGGAAGAUACUUCCCUCCUGCCACUGGAUUCCACACUUGAGUGUCACAGCCCACCUCCUGAUUAUAAUUUUGUGGUUCACUACAGCACUAUAUCCAUGUAACCUACUAACAGUACUCUUCCUUUUUCAUAUAUUCAAACCACUCUUUACUCCUUAUAAAAAUUAACAAUGUUUUCCACACCCAUGUCAUGGUAACAAUAUUACUUUGAUCCUGGAAGAAGAGCGAGAAAGACAUUUUAUCGAAGAGUCCCCACUUUUUACACUGUUGUGGCACACAGUUGGCCAAAGUCAUGCUGUUUGAUCUGAUGGAGAGACAACAUGAUGUCCUGUCCAUUUCUCUUGUAAUUUAACACUUAUCAACUCAUCCAGGUGUGUUUAGAAUUCCAGCAGCAUUUUAGUCAAUCAGAAACUAAGAUCACAGUAUAUUGAAUCCUCAGAAAUCAACAUCUAAACAUUAUUUGGUGAGCUUCUAUCUGGGUGUGUUUUCUUUAAAAAUUAAACCUACAUAAAGCAACACAUAAUAUCCUCCGGAAUGUGGACUUCCUAUUCAUCAUUUUAUAAAUGGAAAAACCAACAUCCAGAGGAAAAAAGGAGUUUGUGUACAUAUCACCACACUACUAGGUCAGAGUGAUUGCCACCAUUUUAAAUUCUCUGACCUUACACAUAUGCACCUGCAUGAGCAUUUGUUAGUGUAAAAGAGAUCCUAAUAGGAGGCCUUGACUUCCUUCUCCUUUUUGGCUAAUGUGCAUCAGAAAACAUGGCUAACCCUUGGAAAUGGAGCACUGAUUUUGCGCUUCAAAUGCUGCAAUUUCUUCUGUGGUGACCUGAACAUUACUAGUACUAUUAAAAUUCAAUGUAUACUUAAGACACAAGGGCAUUAACGCUGUAUGAGGUAUGCCAGAUUCAGAUGCUAUCUACUUUAAAAAGUUUGUGAAGAGGCCCAGAGAAUCAUAGCCAAAGCUCCUAUGGUUUGAGUCUGCUCAAAACAAAGAGGCACAUACAAGUUCUUUUAUCUCUGUAUGCCUUAGCCUUCUUCAAACACUGGCUACUUGAUUUGGAAUAAGUAAGGCAAAAUGUGUGACAGAAGAAAGGAUGAAGAAAUUACCAGUUUCCAACUGCUGUUAGUGUCAUCUCCUUCUUUCAGGGUCAGCUUUGUCACUGGCCAAUGAAGACUCAUUGGUUGGUAUCACCAAUGCUAUCACUGGUUGGUAGUAGUGAAGGACCAAGCCUGAUUUCUCCUGCUUCCCUGUUAUAAUGCAUAUUAUUUAUACUAACAGUAACAAGAAUAUUACCAUUGUUUGGCUAUGUACCCAAUAUCCCUUACCAGUUGUCCCUGAUGACCAGUAGCUUAGCCAGGUGUCAGGUUUUGCUAACACAGUUUUUAUGGCAGGAAUCCCAAGAACAGAAAGGAAUGACAUUAUCAUCAGCAGUAAGCCAACUUUAUCAGAUUCUUGUCCAUGGUUCACUGUAGAUUAAUUGUGCGCAUGUUAUCAUAUUUUGUUAGUAUUUUGCCAUUCUUUUUUUUUCCUCCUUAAAUAUUGUUUCUUUCUUUUAUGGGAGUAUAUCAUCUUUAUGUGGGCACAUGCACAAGUGAGGAAAUCUCACAAAAGUCAGGGAAAAGUGUUUUGAAAAAUCCAUGAGUGGGUUUCAAUUUCUUGCACCAAAUGAAUUUUUAAUUUUCUAUUUUCAUGAACUUUUUAAAGUACCCUAAAUAGUCAAAAAUAUGUUUGCAACUUAUUAUUCUAUAAAAUAAUCUUAUACAAUACUGACAGCACUUCCAUAGGCUGAACCGCUGUCUCAUGGAGAGUGGGACUGGGUGUCCAACAAUAAUUUUAAAUGACAACUCCUCUUAUCUUUUUCUGAAUUACCAGAGCUUAUUUUCCUUUUACAUGUAGCUCCAUCUAGCGUUUCAGAUUGGGCAAAUCUUUUUUUUUUUUUUU
Messenger RNA from Ochotona princeps (American pika), 6093 nucleotides. Its product is annotated as vascular endothelial growth factor receptor kdr-like. Gene Ontology annotation, cellular component: signaling receptor complex. The record is from RefSeq and is a predicted model, not a curated record. The transcript has 31 exons. Lineage: Eukaryota; Metazoa; Chordata; Mammalia; Lagomorpha; Ochotonidae. Gene Ontology annotation, biological process: positive regulation of kinase activity; multicellular organism development; cell surface receptor protein tyrosine kinase signaling pathway. Gene Ontology annotation, molecular function: ATP binding; transmembrane receptor protein tyrosine kinase activity. Bases 245 to 4255 code for a protein of 1336 amino acids.